AUGCAAACAAUUUGUAAACCAGAUCCUUGCUGUUGUCCACCAAUACUCGUUCCAUCAUGUCCACCACCUUGUUUAUCGACAACAAAAAUCAAGGAUCCUUGUUCAAAGUAUUACGAACAAAUUGGUGCGGAAAUGAUAGGUAAUCAAUUGAUCAUACGUAUGGAAAAAGAUAAAUCGAAAUCCAAAAAAAGAUUAGAUCAAUGGGAUCCACCGUGCGAUUGCGACGUUAUCGAAAUACAAAGGCCGACAAGUAAAUCAGGACCUAAAGUUUUGAAUGCUAGCAAUAAUAAUCGAGUUUUGUUUCGUGUACAAUCGAAAAGUAAUAUAAAUAAAGAAGACCCAACAAAUAAUUCUCAAGCUAUUUCUUACGAGAUUGGUUCGUGCAAAGGCGAUAAAAAUAUUAACGACGAAUGUCGAACUUUCACAUUUUAUCCUUCAUACGGUACUCCUGGAUCGCAGGAAGUACAUACCGAUCAAAUUACAGAUGGCAAUGAAAAUGUUUGUUUGUUGAAAAUCAAAAAGAAACCGGAUAAGAUGGAGAAAUUUAAAAGAAAUAUCGAAUUGGAACUUAGAACACCAAGACCACCUACGCCACCCAUCCCUUCUAUCAUAAAAGCAAAACUAUCAUCAAAGGAAUGA
This is a messenger RNA of Vespa mandarinia (Asian giant hornet), 639 nucleotides long. RefSeq lists its product as uncharacterized. The record is from RefSeq and is a predicted model, not a curated record. NCBI's taxonomy places the organism in Eukaryota, Metazoa, Arthropoda, Insecta, Hymenoptera, Vespidae.